CUCUUCGGUCACGUCCUGGAGCGCGCCGCCUGCCUGCGGCGCUGCAAGCGGACGCUGCCCGCCUUCCAGGUCCCCUACCCGCCGAGGCAGCUGCUGCGCGACUUCCAGAGCCGCCUGCCCUACCAGUACCUGCACUACGCGCAGUUCAAGGCGAACCGGCUGGAGAAGGCGGUGGCUGCGGCCUACACUUUCCUCCAGAGGAACCCCAAGCACGAGCUGACCGCCAAGUACCUCAGCUACUACAGGGGGAUGCUGGAUGUCGGAGAUGAGUCCCUUACGGACCUAGAGGCCCAGCCCUACGAGGCUGUGUUCCUCCGGGCUGUGAAGCUCUACAACAGCGGGGACUUCCGCGGCAGCACAGAAGACAUGGAGCGGGCCUUGGCAGAGUACAUGACAGUCUUCGCUCGGUGUCUAGCUGGCUGUGAGGGGGCCCAUGAGCAGGUAGACUUCAAGGACUUCUACCCAGCCAUAGCAGAUCUCUUUGCAGAGUCCCUACAGUGCAAGGUGGACUGUGAAGCCAAUCUCAUCCCCAACGUAGGUGGCUACUUUGUGGACAAGUUUGUGGCCACCAUGUAUCACUACCUGCAGUUUGCCUACUACAAAUUGAAUGAUGUGCGCCAGGCUGCCCGCAGUGCUGCUAGCUACAUGCUCUUUGACCCCAAGGACAGCGUCAUGCAGCAGAACCUGGUGUAUUACCGCUUCCACCGGGCUCGCUGGGGCCUUGAAGAGGAGGACUUCCAGCCCCGGGAGGAGGCCAUGCUCUACCACAACCAGACCUCCGAGCUCCGGGAGUUACUGGAGUUCACACACAUGUACCUUCAGUCAGAUGAUGAGAUGGAACUGGAGGAGACAGAAUCACCCCUGGAUGAACUGGAGGAGACAGAAGAACCCCUGUCUGAUGCUGAGUUUGAAGGGGAGGGCGACUAUGAGGAGGGCCUCUAUGCAGACUGGUGGCAGGAGCCGGACGCCAAGGGCGAUGAGGCUGAGGCUGAGCCGGAGCCUGAACUGGCAUAAGAGUGGUGACACACGCCUUUAAUCCCAGCACUUGAGAAGCAUAGGCAGGCGGAUCUCUGUGAGUUCGAGGCCAGCCUGGUCUACAGAGAGAAGAGAGGUCCGGGACAGCCAGGGCUGUUACACAGAGAAACUCUGUCUCAAAAAACCAAAAAGAAAAAAAAAAAAACAUAAAAAGAGCGGUGACAUGGUGCACCCCUCAAACUCAGGAUACCGGGCUAGGAGCAAGAACUAUUUAUUAAAACUUAAAAAUGGCCAGGA
Cricetulus griseus (Chinese hamster) is the source of this 1272-nucleotide messenger RNA. Lineage: Eukaryota; Metazoa; Chordata; Mammalia; Rodentia; Cricetidae. The record is from RefSeq and is a predicted model, not a curated record.